UAUUCCGAUACAGUGGCGUGCAUCUUUUGUCCGCAGAUUCCUGGCUUUUUGAAAGCGGUGCAUUGAAAGCGCAAUGAAAGUCUUCAGAAUACUUUUACUUCUCGCAAUCUUUAUUAGGUCCUACUGCCAAAAUACGAAUACAUUUUUAACGGCCCUUGCAAGCAGUUCAUCAUAUUGGGUACACCAGACAACGCACACACUUUCACAGUAUACAAAAUGCUUUCAAUACGGAAUUCUCGAGGGAUACGGAAUGACGAAAUUCCUACUCGGCCAAAAAUACGAAGUUCUAAAGAACAUAAGUGAUACGGACACAAAAGUAGACAUUUGUCACUGGUAUACACAUGUGCUGGAAAUACGUGACGCAAAUUUCACCAUGAACAUGACCAGAUUGUGGGACAGAAAAAAUAUUACCUACAAACUGAAGUACUGGAAUAAUACAGAAAAAUGCUUUAUACUUCAAUUCAAUGUCGAUGCAUUCCAGGCCCAGGACCUCGGUGAGGACGACCUUGAAAGGGAUCUCUUACAUGGAUAUUCGGCUCACUAUGAUCAUUUUGACGCACCUGAAGUGGAGGGUCGCGAACAAUCUGUAAAUGAGCAGUGACCAAACGCUACCGUGUGCCGUCAACUCUGCCAAAGGUAUGGCUGACAAGAAGGAGUGUGCACAAAAUAGAACGAGAGAUAUUCUUGCGAAUGCAAUGUGUCAUGGUGAUUACUUAAGGGUGCCUCUGAUUUAUUAAAAGGAAAAAGAAAUAAAA
Molecule: messenger RNA, 755 nt
Organism: Rhipicephalus microplus (southern cattle tick)
Lineage: Eukaryota; Metazoa; Arthropoda; Arachnida; Ixodida; Ixodidae
Source: RefSeq, a predicted model, not a curated record